AGCUUGAAACAACUACCAGGCCACUAUUGGGAUCGAUUUCUUGUCUAAGACCAUGUACCUGGAGGAUCGUUCAAUCAGGCUGCAGCUAUGGGACACCGCCGGCCAGGAGCGUUUCCGAAGCCUCAUUCCCAGCUACAUCCGGGACUCCACUGUUGCUAUUAUUGUUUAUGAUAUUACAAACAUUAACACCUUCUACCAGACGACCAGGUGGAUCCGGGAAGUUCGGACGGAGCGCGGUGGGGACAUCAUCAUCAUGUUGGUGGGGAACAAGAAUGACCUGGGCCAUAAGAGGGAAGUUUCACCAGAGGAGGGAAAGCAAAAAGCCAAGGACCUGAACGUCAUGUUCAUCGAGACUAGCGCCAAAACCGGCUACAACGUCAAGCAGCUCUUCCGCCGAGUGGCUUCUGUGCUGCCUUUCAUGAACAGUGUCCCAGAGGAAAGCACCAGCGAACUGGUGGAGAUCACUCUGGAGAAGGCGAGUGAGCCGGACGCUGAGGGCGGCGGCGGCUGCUCCUGCUAAGAACCCGCCCCCCUCGGGGGAGCCCGCCCCCCCCCCCCCUCGCAGCGGGCGGGCUCCACGUGGUGGAUCUGAACCUCGCGCUCCUACUUUCGCUGCCCCUCCGAGGUUCCUUCCAUCACCUCCGUCUGCCCCUCGCCUCUUUCCCGGGCGCCGCCCCCGCGGUCCGGACCCCGGGCAGACAGACAGAGGAGGCCGGGUCCAGCCUUCCCUCCUCAGCGGGUGGGGAGGUGUCGAUCGGCCCUCGGCCUCAAGCUGCCCGGCUCGCCCGGGUCUCCCCUGUCCCCUUCGCUUCUUUAAUAAAUGGCUUAGCAUCG
This is a messenger RNA of Sarcophilus harrisii (Tasmanian devil), 834 nucleotides long. Its product is annotated as ras-related protein Rab-6B-like. Gene Ontology annotation, molecular function: GTP binding; GTPase activity. The record is from RefSeq and is a predicted model, not a curated record. The transcript has 7 exons. The coding region runs from base 53 to 520 and encodes 155 amino acids. NCBI's taxonomy places the organism in Eukaryota, Metazoa, Chordata, Mammalia, Dasyuromorphia, Dasyuridae.